AUGGUCCUCCAAAGCUUUCGUAAUAAAUACGAAAAACGACGAAGACGGCGGGAUUUCUACAAUUCUCCAAAAAUCAUCAGCCAAAAAAGACUUGUAGAAAUCCAACAACACCGUUAUUGGCAUCACCUCUGUUGGCGAGAGAGAUUGGAAUUGGAGAAUUUAGAGAAUAAGUCGUCUUCUAAAAAGCCCUUGAUACUCUUCAUUGGUGAUCAAGGGACCGGUGCCGGUUUUCAAAUCAAAGCCUUUAGAAAGUGUAGUGGUAAGUGGAAGCAGAAUAUACAUGGGGAAGCAGUUAAUAUCUGCAUCACAAAUGAGUGCAAGACCUCCCAAUCGUGUAUAUUAUGCUUUUCGCCUUUAACCAGCCCGAGGAUUCCUGGUAAGAAGGAAGGAAGUUACAAAGUCAACAAAGGCACCUUCCUUUGUAUCAAUCUUCGGUGCAUAACUGUCAAGAAUCGAUGUUCAAGUAGCCCGAGAGAUGCACUUUUAGCUCUCGCCAUUGCACUGGUAGGGCUAGGAUCAGUUAUAUUUGGUGCUGCGCCAUCUCCUUUUUACAACGUCAGUCAAAUAACUGCUGAAAUUAUACAGAAACUACAUCUGACUUCUGUACACGAAGAGACGGCUUGGCAGCUACGCUGUAGCUUUAGAGCGCCUUCUACCAUUAGAAACUAUAGCUGGAAGUACAAUUCCGGAUCUUCAUAUGUGAAAUUUGAUGAAGGCGUCCAGGAAUUUCUUGAGACAUUGUUCAUCAGAGGUACCAGCGGAAAUGUACAACUGCCCUCCUUCGACGACAGGCCAGUCUUUGUGGAUCCUAGCUCAGGCAUACUAAAGUACGGCAAUGAGACCUACCAUAUGGUCCGUUUCUAA
Molecule: messenger RNA, 864 nt
Organism: Phycomyces blakesleeanus NRRL 1555(-)
Lineage: Eukaryota; Fungi; Mucoromycota; Mucoromycetes; Mucorales; Phycomycetaceae
Exons: 3
Coding region: 1-864 (287 amino acids)
Source: RefSeq, a predicted model, not a curated record